UGGGCCGAGUCACGUGGGGCGGUGCGCGCUGAGUGCGGCUGCGCCGGCCGGUAGCUGCAGCUGGAGCGGUGGCGUUUGGAGGAGACUCGGGUAUACCUUCUCAGAAGCUUCACAGGAGGGAAAGCAGUGACAAAGAAGGAAGUUACCAUUCUUUGCACGAUGGAAGCAUUCUAUUUCCUGCCAAGCUGACAGGUUUCGCAGUAAACUGGAUGGCUUCUACAGGGAGCCAGGCCUCUGAUAUAGACAAGAUUCUUGGAUUCUUCAGUGAUGGCGCACCCCCCACCAAAAAGCCCAGGAAGCUGCUUCCAAGCUUGAAAACUAAGAAGCCUCGGGAACUUGUGCUGGUAAUUGGAACAGGCAUUAGUGCUGCGGUUGCACCUCAGGUUCCAGCUCUGAAGUCCUGGAAGGGGUUAAUUCAGGCCUUACUGGAUGCUGCUAUUGAUUUUGAUCUUCUAGAAGAUGAGGAGAGCAGAAAAUUUCAGAAAUGUCUCCAUGAAGACAAAAACCUUGUCCAUGUUGCCCAUGAUCUUAUCCAGAAACUCUCUCCUCGAACUAGUAAUGUUCGAUCCACGUUUUUCAAGGACUGUUUAUAUGAAGUAUUUGAUGAUUUGGAGUCAAAGAUGGAAGAUUCUGGAAAACAGCUCCUUCAGUCAGUUCUCCAUCUGAUGGAAAAUGGAGCCCUGGUAUUAACUACAAAUUUUGAUAAUCUCCUGGAACUGUAUGCAGCAGAUCAGGGAAAGCAACUCGAAUCCCUUGACCUGACUGAUGAGAAAAAGGUUCUAGAGUGGGCUCAGGAGAAGCGGAAGCUGAGCGUCUUACACAUCCAUGGGGUCUACACCAACCCUAGUGGCAUUGUCCUCCAUCCAGCUGGGUAUCAGAAUGUGCUCAGGAACACUGAAGUUAUGAGAGAGAUUCAGAAACUCUAUGAAAACAAGUCAUUUCUUUUCCUGGGCUGUGGCUGGACUGUGGAUGACACCACUUUCCAAGCCCUUUUUCUGGAGGCUGUGAAGCAUAAAUCUGACUUAGAACAUUUCAUGCUGGUUCGGAGAGGAGAUGUGGAUGAGUUCAAGAAGCUUCGAGAAAACAUGCUGGACAAAGGAAUUAAGGUCAUCUCCUAUGGAAAUGAAUAUGCUGAUCUCCCAGAAUAUUUCAAGCGACUGACAUGUGAGAUCUCAACAAGGGGUAGAUCAGCAGGGAUGGUGAGAGAAGGUCAGCUAAAUGGCUCCUCAGCGGCACACAGUGAAAUAAGAGACUGUAGAACAUGAGAGGGGGCUGGAGAGAUCAUCAGCAUUAGACCAAGGUGUCAGGCCCGACUGUGGAGAGUAUUUAACAAGUAAACUUUUAAGAACCCACCACAGCUCCGUGGAAGUACCAAAACCCAGAGGUUGAAGGUUGGGGGUAGAGUUGGGGGUAGGGGGGUGUUCCAGCUCAGUCCUUCAUGCCCACUGGUUCUUGAUCUUCUGCGGCCUCUUCCAGUUCACGAAUCCCCAAGUGACAGCGGGGCCCAGUGCACCCCCCCAACCCUGCGCUGGACAUGCCUGUGUCCACACAACAGAUCAGUGCGACACCUCCACUGAUGGUGGCUCCAGCCCUGCAUGAAGGACGUGGGAGCUAGCCGCCGUGGGGUCACCGUGCCCUUGUUGCAGUUUUGUACUCUAUACCUGGUUUUUCAAUUAAGCUUAAUGGCUUUUUUUAAAACAUGACUUGAAGCUCUAGUUUUCUAGACCUUUUACAGUGUACAGUAUUUUACAUAACUGAGCUGUAUUAAAAGCUUGUUCAUUUA
Molecule: messenger RNA, 1783 nt
Organism: Ailuropoda melanoleuca (giant panda)
Lineage: Eukaryota; Metazoa; Chordata; Mammalia; Carnivora; Ursidae
Gene: SIRAL1
Product: SIR2 antiphage like 1
Exons: 10
Coding region: 210-1265 (351 amino acids)
Source: RefSeq, a predicted model, not a curated record